Symbiodinium sp. CCMP2456 is the source of this 4068-nucleotide messenger RNA. The record is from the annotation of a GenBank genome assembly. Lineage: Eukaryota; Dinophyceae; Suessiales; Symbiodiniaceae.
GAGCACGAGCUGUGCUGGGAUUGGCCGGAUUCCGUGCUGGAUGCAUGGGUACGGUCGGUGCGGUCACAGCUCGGGCGAAGACCAAACAAUCUGGAAGAUGAACAAGCAGCUUUGGUGAAGGGUUUGUUGCCAGUUGCUGAGCAAUUGUUCCAGUUACAAGCGCUUUCGGACGCGAGUUCUGAGGUCUGGAAUGAUCUAAUGUGGGAGGUAUUGCAGGUUUGUGUUGCCAAAAUGCAAUCAGCGCAGCGGUUUCCAUUCAUGAUGGAGGCAGAGACUGAUGCAUGGGAGGAGGUUGUUGCAUCGUUGCUGGACAGAUGCGAGGGAGCGACCCGUGAACACCGGCUUGCACGUUGGCACUUCGCUUGCGUGGCCUGGAUAGGAGCCGCGUUCAUAGGUAUGCUCCUUUGGGUUUUGCCCAUGUCCGGUCGUCGCACCUUGACGAGCAUCACCGUCGCGAUAUGCCUGGUGGGAAUCGGAGAAGGGUGGCGGCGAUAUGGUUUUGACAUUCCUUGGGGCAGGACGGUGGACUUACUCGGCAGUGAGCGGCCUCCUAGCCUGCAACCUAUCCCAAAUGAUCAUUCUGGGGAGAGCGAUGCCCGCCCUGUUUUGCUUCAGAAGACAGCACCUACCAAGUCAGCUGAUGACUCCUCGGUGAUACUGUUCCCAGCAUUGGGCUCGCUGGUGAAAUUCAGUGAAGGUCCACGAGUGUCUGCAGUGAAGAAUAGCUUCGGAGUUGUGACAGGGGUCUCCUCGGUGGAUGUGACCGUCACUCCUGCAGGUGGCGCGCGUGUGGAAAAAGUGCGGCCCGAUGAUUUUGUGCUCACCUCGCUGGACGAAGUGCCCGGAGGGGAGGACGAGCGCAAUCGGCUGGAGGAGUUGAUGUUGAUUCACGUCCCCACUAGCAUGAAGCAGACCGCCGAACAUUUAGCACCAGACCCGCCGCCACACUAUGCUCCUCUUACAGAAGGCACUCAAGCGCAACACCAAGCCAAGUCCAUCAAGGAAUUAUUGGUUCUGUGGCAUGGGAAAGCGAGCCUGCAGCCUACUUGGGCGAGGUCUUCCUGGGCCGAAGUGGGAAGGCGCGAACCAUUGGAACCGAGAGUCCGGACAUUAUCAUUGCUGCUCUCCCAUGGCUACUUGGGGAAAGGUGUGGGCUCACCUCCGCGAGUCAAAGAGUUGAAGGAGAAGUUGGAGGAAUUGUCAAUCGCCGGUGCGCUCGCCCACACCAGGAGCGCCUUCCGCGACCAAGAUCUGAAACGAGCUGGACCAGAAAUUUACACGUCGAUGAAAUCAGCUGGCGUACGUUGCGUUCGGGAUUGGAUCAACAGCAUGUUUUCGGUGGACCAGAGACAGCAUCCCCAGUACGUGGAGCUGUUUAAUCUUGCGUCCUUGGUGGAUUUCAAAGUCAAGGACGCGGGCUCACCAGCUCAAGUACUCAGCAUGAUUGGGCAGUGCGAUACUUGCGAAAUCGCACUGAGGAGAUUGGCUUCUUGGAUUCACGAGAAGAGGAAGGGGGACAAGGAUGCGGCUCAAUCGAUGUUGGCAGUGAAGCCGUCCUCGUUCGCCAGUGACAUUGCGCCUUCCUGGCUAGUCACAGAAGCUUCAACAUACAGUCAGAGCGAGUACAAGCGCAAGGAAAGACCUCGUGCUCAGUGGACCGACGCCACCAAAGGCAAGGGCAAGAAAGGAGAGGACAAAGGAAAAAAGGGCACGUCGGGCAAGGGGCCUGCAUGCCACCAAACCAUGAUUAUGAGUUGCUGCAGUGCUAUCUUGGGUGUGAUGCAGCAAGCUUUCCUUUGCAUCCACCUUCAUGCCCGCCCGUGGGUGCAUUUUCUGAACUUUUUGUACAGCAGCAAAUGGCACGGGUCUCAGAGGCACUUUGCGUCUGACAGCAGCGGGAAUGCCCAUCAUGCAGCUGAAGACGUUCUCCUCCGCCAGCUUUGGCGCAAGGCCAAGCUUGAGCGUGAGGGCCGCCGCCAGUAUCGCGCUGAUGCUGGGACAGGCGGCCGCAGUGCAGCCGCCGAACUUGUGAAGAAUGCUCGAUUUCAAGACGGUUAUUGUCGGAUUUUGAAGUCCCCAUCACAGGUGCCCUUGUGUGCUUGGCGAGUUGCAGAGCCCAACGACGACACGUUUGUCGACAUGUUGACGGCAUUGCCCCAAGUGGAGGCGGAUUUUUAUGCAAAGGAGGGUAAUUGCAUUGAUUGGACCGGUAAAUCACGCGUGAUCCAGAGCGAACUUGAGGAGCAGUAUGGCUUUGUAGGGGGGAGUUACGACGAGUACGUCAGGUAUUUUCAUCGUCAAGAUUUACCCCAGAACAUGUGGACAUGGAGAAAGUUUUCCGAUGUCAAGGCCAUCAGUGGGUUCGCUUGCGUUCCACAGAAAGACGGCAGUUCCCAGCGCAAACUCUUGAUGUCCUGUUCUUUCAAUUAUUUGCUGACAGAUGUGGAGCAGCGCUCCCGGCUUGGAAUGGCCGGCGCAGGAGCGUUGUCCCGUGUGCAUUUCUCAGAGGAGAAAGUUUCAGCAGCUGUUUGCGACCAAUCCAAUGCUUUCACAAGUUUUAUGGUUCCCUCUUGGUUUCAUGAGUACCAAGCGACACCCCCUGUACCAGCAAAGGCUGUUUGGACGUUAUUGCCACGUGAGGUGCAGGACACCGUCGAAGAGCAUACAUGUGUCUGCCCGUGCUACAUGAGGCUGCCGAUGGGAUGCUCGCACUCCGUUCACAAAUUGAUGUCCAUUAACAUGCGAAUAAUAGGGAUGACGCUGCGUUCGAGCACGCUUCUUGCACCAGGUGAUCGAGCUUUACGUGCUUCCUCUGGAGGUGAGGAGGACAAAGAGCCAAGGUCACAGCAGCGAGACGUGUUGGAUACACAUGUCGAAUUGCAAGGCCUUCCACAUCAGACGGAGCAGAUGGAAGGCCAUGGGCCAAGCUAUUCUGCCAAUACUGCACCUUUUAGUGUUUGGUCGCUGAGUCGAAACGACAAGGGAGUGAGCGUGAAGAUCUUGAACGAGGCGGCAGAGGAACAGUCACGAGUUGAAUUGAGCAGUUUUCGAAUGGCAGUGUAUUUGCAUGUAGAUGACACGCUGGUGUUGAGAAACGGUGCUUGCGCGGAUUUGGCAAGGCCACUAAUAGAUGAAAUCUCUCAGAACAUGGAGGUAGCCGGAUUUCGAGUGCCAGAUCGCAGACAUGGUAAGGAGGUGGAAAAGGUGGUGGGGUUUCGUUUGGACAUGGACACGGGCACCUUUACCUUGCCAGUGAAACGAGCACGGUUGCUAGAGCGCGCUCUUUUGGAACUUGCUCAUGCUCGUUGGGUCGAUGUGGAUGUACUUCGUGCCGUGCUUGGGGUAUGGUCCUUUGGGGCACAACUCCGGAGGGAUUUGUAUUCCAUCCCCUUCGUAGUGUACCGCGUGAUUGAGAUUUGCGAGGGGCAGUUCGUCAGACAGUGGCCGUCCGUACGUGAUGAACUUAUUUGUAUGGCGAGGGCAGUCACAUUCAUGGAGUAUGAGGGGCGUUCGCAGUUCAGCGAUGUCUUGUUCGCAACCGACGCAAUGGGGGCUGAUGACAUUGAUUGUGGGGGUUAUGGAAUUGUCAUGACGACAAUCAACAACAGUGAGCGACAGUCUUUGCUUCACGUCGGAGAGGCUCCAGGGCUCACAAUAAGCAACCUCGACGGCAGCUUAGAUGGACUCAGGGAUCCCCACAAAGAGCUGAAACGUAGUAAGCCUUUUUGCCGACUUCCGGACACUCUGUUCCACGAAGGCCGAUGGAUAGAAGUGCUUGCAGGAAGAUGGAGGCACUCUGACCACAUCACUAUCGGGGAAGCACGUGCCGUCACAAAAUUGUUGGCAUGGCUCAGCCAGGUGCCGUCAUUGAUGGGACGAGUGCUCUUUUCCCUCGAAGAUAACAGACCGUGUGCGUGUGCCAUGACAAAAGGGCGCAGCUCUUCAUGGGGUUUGAAUUUCUAUCUGCGCCGACGAACCGCUUACAGUAUCUUGUGCAACUUCAAACUUUUUCUUCCAUGGUGUCAAUCGUCAUUGAUGCCGGCGGAUCAAGCCUCAAGACGUCGGUGA